Molecule: messenger RNA, 448 nt
Organism: [Candida] anglica
Lineage: Eukaryota; Fungi; Ascomycota; Pichiomycetes; Serinales; Debaryomycetaceae
Source: the annotation of a GenBank genome assembly
AAGACACACACCCACCACCCAAUACAACCCGCUAAAACACCAUCAAAACAUGUUUUACGAACUCAUGGCUAUUGCGCGGAUCUCGGACCCGCUCAAGACAAACAAGGAGACCGUGAAGAUCGUGUCGACCUUGGGUAGAUUGAUCUUGGCCAACAGAGGGGUCAUCAGAAACAUCACCAACAUGGGCCCAAAGAACCUCCCUAAAUUGGUCAGAAAGGACCAGGAGAGACAUUUCCAAGGGUACCACUUCAUGAUGAGUUUCGACUGUUCGUCCAAGGUGCAGCAGGAAUUGUUGAGAACUUUGCAAAGAGAUCCAAGAGUGCUCCGCGCCAACAUAGUGAAGAACGACAUGAACAAGGGGUUGAACCAAGGCACAUCUUUUGAAAGAGCCUACCAAAGCAUUUCCAAGGAAUAGAGAUCCGAUUAAUCUGUAUAUAGUAAUGAUAAG